Molecule: messenger RNA, 9697 nt
Organism: Oncorhynchus tshawytscha (Chinook salmon)
Lineage: Eukaryota; Metazoa; Chordata; Actinopteri; Salmoniformes; Salmonidae
Product: OTU domain-containing protein 7A-like
Biological process (GO): protein K11-linked deubiquitination; protein K63-linked deubiquitination; protein K48-linked deubiquitination
Cellular component (GO): cytoplasm; nucleus
Molecular function (GO): zinc ion binding; K63-linked polyubiquitin modification-dependent protein binding; DNA binding
Source: RefSeq, a predicted model, not a curated record
CGUCCACUAAGGUGACCGUAGCGGCCUGGGCAGCCCAUCCACAUGAUCACAUGACUCUGGACAUGGACGCCGUCCUGUCGGACUUCGUCAGGUCCACUGGGGCGGAGCCUGGGCUGGCCAGAGAUCUGCUGGAAGGUAAGAACUGGGACCUGAGCGCUGCUCUCAGUGACUAUGAGCAGCUAAGACAAGUACACACUGUCAACCUGCCCACUGUCUUCAACGAGGGCCGUUACUACCGGCAACCGGACCACGACACCCCCCAGCACCUCAGCAAGGUGGAGCGGCCCGGUGUCCAGAGACAGGAGGACAACAUGCAAGAGAAGCGCCUGUCUCGGGGCAUCUCCCAUGCCAGCUCUGCCAUCGUGUCGUUGGCACGGUUCCACGUGGCCAGUGAGUGUAUCAGUGAGCAGUUCCCUCUGGAGAUGCCCAUCUACACCUUCCAGCUGCCUGACCUCAGCGUCUACAGUGAAGACUUCAGGACCUUUAUAGAGAAGGACCUCAUCGAACAGUCUACCAUGAUGGCCCUGGAACAGGCUGGUCGUCUGAACUGGUGGGCCACUAUGUGUACCAGUUGUAAGCGUCUUCUUCCUCUGGCCACCACGGGGGACGGCAACUGUCUGCUACAUGCUGCUUCUUUAGGGAUGUGGGGCUUCCACGACAGAGACCUGGUGCUGAGGAAGUCUCUGUAUGGCAUGAUGAAGAGUGGAGCGGAGAGAGAGGCUCUGAAGAGGAGGUGGCGGUGGCAGCAGACACAACAGAACAAAGAGUCAGGGCUGGUGUACACAGAGGAGGAAUGGGAGAGAGAAUGGAACGAGCUGCUAAAACUAGCUUCUAGUGAACCGCGUACACACAGCAGCAAGAACAACAACAAUACUGGGUUGUGUCUUGACACAGGAGUGGAUAACUCAGAGGACCCUGUGUAUGAGAGUCUGGAGGAGUUUCAUGUGUUUGUCCUGGCUCACGUGCUUCGACCAAUCAUAGUGGUGGCUGACACCAUGCUACGGGACUCAGGGGGAGAGGCAUUUGCCCCCAUCCCGUUUGGAGGGCUGUACCUGCCCCUGGAGGUGCCUCCUAACCUGUGCCACUGCUCCCCCCUGGUCCUAGCUUACGACCAGGCACACUUCUCUGCCCUGGUGUCCAUGGAGCAGAAGGACCAGCACCAAGAACAAGCUGUGAUCCCGCUGACCGACUCAGAACACAAGCUGCUAUCUCUACACUUCGCUACGGACCCUGGGAAGGACUGGGAGUGGAGCCGAGACCACAACGACAACAUCAAGCUAGCCAAUUUAAUCCUGUCUCUGGAAGCCAAACUGAACCUGCUGCAUAACUACAUGAACGUAACAUGGAUCAGGAUACCAUCUGAGACCAGGGCUCCCCUGGCCCAGCCGGAGUCUCCCACGGCGUCCCACGGGGGCGACGACGUCCAGUCUCUAGCCGACUCCAUGGACUCCGAUCGCGACUCCGUCUGCAGCAACUCCAACGUCAACAACGGCAAGGUCUCCGCGAAGGACAAGGACAAGGAUCCCAAGGAGAAGACGGAGAGGCAGCAACAGCGUAAAGACAAGGACAAGACCAGGACGGACUCUGUGGCCAACAAGCUAGGCAGCUUCAGUAAAACCCUGGGUAUCAAGCUGAAGAAGAACAUGGGAGGUCUGGGAGGGCUGGUCCACGGAAAGAUCAACCGCUCCAACUCUGGAGGCAAUGGCCGGAACAACGGAGGAAAUAACGUAGAGAAGAAGAAGGAGAAAAAGGAAGGAAAAGCCCGGAAGGAUGGAGGAGGAGGAGAGAAGGAAGGCCAGUCUGGGAGUACGUCGUUCUCCUCGGACAAGACCACCAGCCCGUCUCCCACCGAGCGUCCCCCAGGCGUGCCCUCUCCUCCUGGGGAACGGGACAGGGACAGGGGGGGUCUCCUGGCCAGGCUGGUGGGGGAUAAGGCCCUGUCGGAGCACUGGAAGUACAGCACAGACGUCAAGCUGAGCCUCAACAUACUGAGAGCCGCCAUGCAGGGCGAGAGGAAGUUCAUCUUCGCUGGCCUUCUCCUCACCUCCCAUCGCCACCAGUUCCACGAGGAGAUGAUCUCCUUCUACCUGACCUCCGCUCAGGAGCGCUUCUCUGCCGAGCAGGAGACCAGGAGGAAGGAAGGAGAGAAGAAACCUGCAGCAAACUCUACAACCACGACUACUACGACCAACGGGCCCUCCAACGCCCUGAAGAAACCAGAGCAGGAGAGCGCCCCUCACCGGGAGAGAGAGAGGGAGAAGGAAAGAGAGAGAGAAAAGGAGAGGGAGAGAGAGAGGGAGAGAGAGAGGGAGAGAGAGAGAGAAAGGGAGAGAGAGAGGGAGAGAGAGAGGGAGAGAGAGAGAGAAAGGGAGAGAGAGAGGGAGCGAGACACCCGCACCCCUCCUCCUCCUCCCUCCUGCCCUCCUCCUCCUACUCCCCUUCCCCAGGACUUCAUCUCUUCCCCAGCCAGACACCACCAAAGCCAUACCCCUCACACACCCCCACAGAUUGCCCUGAAGAUGCAGGGCCGCCACAGCCCCUCCCCCAACUCCUCCCCCAGCAACGGUGCUACCAGGAGACCGGGGUCCGUCCCCCCUGUCCCCAGGCCCGUCCCAACUACAGUCCCAGUGUCAGCCCACUACAGCCAUACCCCUCCCAUCCAGAGGUCCAGUAUCAUCCACCUGAGAGACGUCAACCUCCAGGCCCUCCAGGCACCCAGCUUCCAGCCGGACGACCCCCAGCCCAGCUACAAGCCUCCUCUGGUGGGCACCCUGAAGACCUGUGCCACUUACCCCCAGCAGAACCGCUCUCUGUCCUCCCAGAGCUACUCUCCAGCCCGCCUGUCUGGGGUCCGUUUGGGCACCGGGGUCAACCACACCCACCCGGGGGUCCCAGGCACCACGGAGCCCUACAACAUGCCUGGGGAGCACAAGUCCCAUACCUAUACCAACGGCUUCAACGCUAGCCACAUACAGGACUGUCUGGAGUUCGCCGACGCCGACGUGCCUCAGACCUGGGGGAGCAGUAGGGUCACCAGGACGGGUUCGGGGUCCGACAAGGUCAAAAGUCAGAUUGGUAGCGCCGGUGGGGGUUGCCUGGUGUACUGCCUGCAGCAGAGGAGAUGCAAGAGGGAGAAGUGCUCCUUCUACGGGCGGCCGGAGACAGAUAACUACUGUUCCUACUGCUUCAAGGAGGAUCUGAAACACAAGGAGAGGGAGGCCAAGGCCCUCAGUAGGCCUGGGUAGCCCCUGGUAACGCGCCAGCCAGAGGUGCUGCUACUCUAGAGCCUGGUGUGCUAUCUAUCGCACGACAGGUACUGCAAACCCCAGCUGCUGACAACGUAACACAACAGACAGACAGACAGAACUGUGUCCAUAGAGAAGGCGAUAGAACAGGUUCUACUCAAUAGACUGUCUGUGGACGUUGGUACAUCCAGACAGACAGACAGACAGACAUGCUCAGAGCCAGUUGAUCGCCUGCUCUGUUUAAAACAUUUGAUUCCUGUCACUUCUCCUGUCUUAGUGUACAGUACACUAGGCUACUGUAAAGGACACAACUACUUGAUGACAAGCAGGGUAGAUCUCUGUCCACUUAACAUCUUUGGCCAGCAGGAAUUUAUAACUUUGUUCGUUAAAAAAAAAAAUAAUAAUUGGUUCAACUUCAAUUUUUGGUUAGUUUUAUGGAGAAAUCUCUUGUGUUUUUUGCCCACAACUUGAAUGGCAAACUAAGAUAUAAUUUCAGGCAAAUACAGUACGCAUAAAAAUAGCAAUUGCAUUUGUGUUGUGCAGUGGUUCAAAACGGAAACUUAAAUCUAACAUCUAACUAAAAACUUCAACGUUUUUUAAUUUUUUAAUCAAUAAUUGUCCUAAUGGCAACUCACUGUGAACCCUUUCUGUUGUCUAUGCACUCAUGUUGGCUUCAGUAGAGAGUUCAAAUCCUCUGCUGCAGCUGAAAGACAAUAGACGACAACAGGCCGGAUAUUCAGUCAACUGCAAACAAACCCACACUAAGGAAAAUAGCCGUUUCGUGUGGUGAAAUUGCACUUUGUAAGUUAAAUUUGCCGUGUGCCCUCACAUUGAUUACCCGGUUUAAAUGAAACAACAACAAAAUCAAAUUGGUUUUAAUGAAUCGUACUCCUUAUCACAGCGAGGGCAGGGAUACUGUUUCAGUGCUAGUUUGAUUGGUCUGCCUCAAAAAAAAUGUUUUGUUUAAUGUUUUCCUCUACAUUCUACACGUCUUAGAUAAACCGAAUGUGUUUUCAUCAGCAGUUGAUUAUCUUGGUUGUUAUUUUACAGGUGCUCUCUGGUGUUGCUACCAUUAGGUUUUCACAUUUGAAUGUCUUAUCGUUCAUUACAACGUCAAAAGAACAUGAAAUCUCCUGGCCAAAGAUGUUAAAUAUAUAUAGAGAGAACGCUCUUCCAAACACUCCUGAAUAUAAUGCAGUUCGGGAUCCUUUUUAUGUACCUGGUUCAUGGACUCUCACCAUUUAAAAUGUAAAAAUAUGAUUUUGUAUUCAUUUGAGAGUUUUACACAACUUAAAUUAUUAAUUUGCACAUUAGAUACCAAUGUACAGUACAUAGCAAAAAUGAGGAACAAAAUAAGAUUAGUAUAUUGUGUAAAAAAAAAAAAAAAAAAAUCAGUUUGUGUGUUUUUGUGUAUAGAGAAUGUGAUGAUGGGGAAUUUACAAGCCAAGGCGAUACAAGUGUUAUAGAGAAAAUAUUUUUAUAUGAUUUUCACAAAAUGCCAUGAAGCAAUAUUUUGCGCUUUUUUUCUUAUGGACACCGUUUGUCACUUUGGUAAGUUACUUUAAGGGCAUGGACAUUAGGUGGUGGUGGUGGGGGGGGGAGGGGCCGAACGCAAAGCGUCGGUUGGUCGAGGGAGUUAUUGGACCGACAUCAUAUCAAGGGAAAAUGACCUGUCGUAUUGUCAUGAUUGUCUCAAUCAAUCUGACAUUGAAGGGCUGGUUGGUUUCAAAACGGGUUGAUAGAUCGUCGAUAUAUAUAUAUAUAUAUAUAUAUAUAUAUAUAUACACAACAUCCUUCAAGCAUCACCACAUUUACGAGACUCUACGGGCAUAUGUUACACCUUAUCCUGGUUGCUCCACUGGGCUGCGUAUUGCCGACAAAACUGUAACACGUAGUUAACCAGACGUUUUAAAUGUGAAGAGGGGAUAUUUCCUAGUUCCUGGUUCAUCACGAGUCAUCGGAAGUCACAGCAUGUGAUGACGGUGAUAACUAAUUGUUUUUUAUUCAUAUGUAAAAGCACAACAUAUAUUCAUUAAUACUAUGUUGUACUUCCACAGUGGGUAUCUGUCUGUCCCUACAAUGGCAUUAUGUUGUCCUAUAGUUUAAGGGUUAAAAGACAUACUGUUGAGAUUCAGGUUGCCUGUAUACAUCAUGUGUCCCAGAGGAGGAGUACUCAUCUAGGAUCAGGUCCCCCCCCGCCAGUCCAUUCAUUAUAGUCUUAACAAAGUUGAUCCGAGAACAGCACUCCUACUCUGGGAGACUUAAUGUCACCCAAACAGAACCCAUCCAUCCAGAGUCCUAUGGAAUAAACAGUAACGGUUAGAACCCAUCCAUCCAGAGUCCUAUGGAAUAAACAGUGGGAACAGUAACGGUUAGAACCCAUCCAUCCAGAGUCCUAUGGAAUAAACAGUAACGGUUAGAACCCAUCCAUCCAGAGUCCUAUGGAAUAAACAGUAACGGUUAGAACCCAUCCAUCCAGAGUCCUAUGGAAUAAACAGUAACGGUUAGAACCCAUCCAUCCAGAGUCCUAUGGAAUAAACAGUAACGGUUAGAACCCAUCCAUCCAGAGUCCUAUGGUAUAAACAGUUAUGAACAGUAACGGUUAGAACCCAUCCAUCCAGAGUCCUAUGGAAUAAACAGUAACGGUUAGAACCCAUCCAUCCAGAGUCCUAUGGAAUAAACAGUAACGGUUAGAACCCAUCCAUCCAGAGUCCUAUGGUAUAAACAGUUAUGAACAGUAACGGUUAGAACCCAUCCAUCCAGAGUCCUAUGGAAUAAACAGUGGGAACAGUAACGGUUAGAACCCAUCCAUCCAGAGUCCUAUGGAAUAAACAGUGGGAACAGUAACGGUUAGAACCCAUCCAUCCAGAGUCCUAUGGAAUAAACAGAACGGUUAGAACCCAUCCAUCCAGAGUCCUAUGGAAUAAACAGUAACGGUUAGAACCCAUCCAUCCAGAGUCCUAUGGAAUAAACAGUAACGGUUAGAACCCAUCCAUCCAGAGUCCUAUGGAAUAAACAGUAACGGUUAGAACCCAUCCAUCCAGAGUCCUAUGGAAUAAACAGUAACGGUUAGAACCCAUCCAUCCAGAGUCCUAUGGAAUAAACAGUAACGGUUAGAACCCAUCCAUCCAGAGUCCUAUGGAAUGAACAGUAACGGUUAGAACCCAUCCAUCCAGAGUCCUAUGGUAUAAACAGUUAUGAACAGUAACGGUUAGAACCCAUCCAUCCAGAGUCCUAUGGAAUAAACAGUAACGGUUAGAACCCAUCCAUCCAGAGUCCUAUGGAAUAAACAGUAACGGUUAGAACCCAUCCAUCCAGAGUCCUAUGGAAUAAACAGUGGGAACAGUAACGGUUAGAACCCAUCCAUCCAGAGUCCUAUGGAAUAAACAGUAACGGUUAGAACCCAUCCAUCCAGAGUCCUAUGGAAUAAACAGUAACGGUUAGAACCCAUCCAUCCAGAGUCCUAUGGUAUAAACAGUGGGAACAGUAACGGUUAGAACCCAUCCAUCCAGAGUCCUAUGGAAUAAACAGUAACGGUUAGAACCCAUCCAUCCAGAGUCCUAUGGUAUAAACAGUAACGGUUAGAACCCAUCCAUCCAGAGUCCUAUGGAAUAAACAGUAACGGUUAGAACCCAUCCAUCCAGAGUCCUAUGGAAUAAACAGUAACGGUUAGAACCCAUCCAUCCAGAGUCCUAUGGAAUAAACAGUAACGGUUAGAACCCAUCCAUCCAGAGUCCUAUGGAAUAAACAGUGGGAACAGUAACGGUUAGAACCCAUCCAUCCAGAGUCCUAUGGUAUAAACAGUGGGAACAGUAAGUGAUGGCAUAUCAACUAACUCACCUAACUGGUACAGUGUCUUCAUCUCUACAUAAUGGUCAGAUUGUAUGUAUAUGCAGAGCCGGGGCUUGAAUUUAUAGAUCUGUCUAUAGCAAGAUGGCAGGGUGUGUGUGUGUGUGUGUGUGUGUGUGUGUGUGUGUGUGUGUGUGUGUGUGUGUGAGUCUAAUCUGAAAUACCUCAGUUGUCCUAUCCGGGGGUUUUGUGGUUGUCGACAAUGGUUUGGCAUCGACUUUCACGUCUUUGAUUUGCAAUAAUAAUAAAUUGUCCUUGUGUUCUGUUGUUGGUUAUAGAUCAGGGGUUCCCAAACGUCCCCCCUAUGGGCACAAGCACUGUUCAUGACACAAACUGUUAACACCCCGCUUGUUGGUAGAGAGAAUUUAGCAGAUUUAAAGCGUAUUUCCUGCAAUUCUACACAUUUUGUCACAGGAAAAUGUUGUCGUUUUAAUGCUAAUUUUCUUGCAAUUAUUUACAAAUUUGAUCACGUCUAAUGUGUAUUCAUGUGAUAUUUGAGUGACUCAAAAACUACAACAAUAUUUAUGAGCUAAAAAAAAAAAGUAAGUAAAAAAGACAGCCACGGGCUGAUUGAUCUGGACAUUCCUGACUAGUUAUAAACAUCUCUCUAAUGUGAACAAUGACUAACAUGACAAGAGGAGCUGAUGAUGUCAUAGCCCAUUUAGAAAUGUCACCUUGUACAUUCUACCAUUAUCACUUUCAGGAGGAGUAAGUUUAAAGCUGGACUGAGUUCCUUUAAAAAAUCUCUAUAUAUACGUAUAUAUAUAUAUUUUUAAAUGGAGAGGGGAGGACCACAUGCUGCCACUGCGGGGGCGCCGGGGCGCCCCGCCCCACAGUUUGGGAACCGCUGGUAUAGACGACCACCUAUUGUUUCAAUCAAUCAGCUGUGUUUCAGUACAAUGUCUAUAUGGGGUACAUGUCAAUGAAGCCAAAUGUUAAUUUUGUUAGUGUCUUAGUUUGCCCUACAUUGCAAUAACAACGAUAGAGACCUUUGAAAAUUGGACCAUCCAAACCUUUAUUCAAAGAAAGCACUGUUGUGAUAUUUAAAAAGGCAAGAAACAAUGCUUAACCUACUGUACCAGUGAGUGGAUGAGGUCAUGUGCAGCACCAAUACCUACCACUGAGUGGAUGAGGUGAUAUGCAGCACCAAUACCUACCACUGAGUGGAUGAGGUGUUGUGCAGCACCAAUACCUACCACUGAGUGGAUGAGGUGUUGUGCAGCACCAAUACCUACCACUGAGUGGAUGAGGUCAUGUGCAGCACCAAAACCUACCACUGAGUGGAUGAGGUGUUGUGCAGCACCAAAACCUACCACUGAGUGGAUGAGGUCAUGUGCAGCACCAAAACCUACCACUGAGUGGAUGAGGUGUUGUGCAGCACCAAUACCUACCACUGAGUGGAUGAGGUGAUGUGCAGCACCAAUACCUACCACUGAGUGGAUGAGGUCAUGUGCAGCACCAAAACCUACCACUGAGUGGAUGAGGUGAUGUGCAGCACUAAUACCUACCAGUGAGUGGAUGAGGUGAUGUGCAGCACUAAUACCUGCCACUGAGUGGAUGAGGUCAUGUGCAGCACCAAAACCUACCACUGAGUGGAUGAGGUGUUGUGCAGCACCAAAACCUACCACUGAGUGGAUGAGGUGUUGUGCAGCACCAAUACCUACCACUGAGUGGAUGAGGUCAUGUGCAGCACCAAAACCUACCACUGAGUGGAUGAGGUGUUGUGCAGCACCAAAACCUACCACUGAGUGGAUGAGGUGAUGUGCAGCACCAAAACCUACCACUGAGUGGAUGAGGUGUUGUGCAGCACCAAUACCUACCACUGAGUGGAUGAGGUGAUGUGCAGCACCAAUACCUACCACUGAGUGGAUGAGGUCAUGUGCAGCACCAAAACCUACCACUGAGUGGAUGAGGUGAUGUGCAGCACUAAUACCUACCAGUGAGUGGAUGAGGUGAUGUGCAGCACUAAUACCUGCCACUGAGUGGAUGAGGUCAUGUGCAGCACCAAAACCUACCACUGAGUGGAUGAGGUGUUGUGCAGCACCAAAACCUACCACUGAGUGGAUGAGGUGUUGUGCAGCACCAAUACCUACCACUGAGUGGAUGAGGUGAUGUGCAGCACCAAUACCUACCUACCACUGAGUGGAUGAGGUGAUGUGCAGCACCAGUACCUACCUACCACUGAGUGGAUGAGGUGAUGUGCAGCACCAAUACCUACUACUGAGUGGAUGAGGUGUUGUGCAGCACCAAUACCUACCAGUGAGUGGAUGAGGUGUUGUGCAGCACCAAUACCUACCAGUGAGUGGAUGAGGUGAUGUGCAGCACUAAUACCUACCACUGACUGGAUGAGGUCAUGUGCAGCACCACUGAGUGGAUGAGGUGAUGUGCAGCACUAAUACCUACCACUGACUGGAUGAGGUCAUGUGCAGCACCACUGAGUGGAUGAAGUCAUGUGCAGCACCAAUACCUACCACUGACUGGAUGAGGUGAUGUGCAGAGUUUUGUCUUACCUUGUGAGAGGUAGUGUGUGGUUCAUAUAGCCCAUGCAGUGGGAUGUGUUCAUCAUAUCUUAAACAAUUAUAAUAACAAUCAUUUAUACCCGU